AUGGGUAGUCCGAACGGAGUUCGCGUGACAGUGAGAGGAGGAAAUCCGGACGACAUGGAGUCGCGUAAGAAGCCGUCGCUGAAGCGGGGGAAGCCCGUGUUGCAUUCCCCGGAGAAGCCCGUCGUGGUCGUCCACCGCCGCCCCGAGGAGGGACAGGACCAGGCCAGAACCACUCUAGUCUCCGUUUCGUCCAUCGAGGCGUUCAUGGACGAGGCCCUGCAGAGGAUGCAGGGGAUGAGCGUGGAGAGGAGCAGCAGCAGCACGGACGAGUCCUCGGACAGCUUCCACGACGAUGCGCCCACCAGCGACGAGGAGCAUUCCGAGGACCCGCAGCCGCCAGCUGCCUUCAACUUCCUGGAGUUGAAGCAGAAGUGGGCCGAACGGGAGCAGCUGGCCGAGAGGCGGAAGCAGUACGUUCGCGGCGUGAGUCGGCGGGUCAGCUGUGCCCACCGCAAGAACCUUGCCCGGAACCACGAGCAUCUCUUCGACUGCGCUCUCGUCAUCGGACUCGGCUACGACGCCCUCACCCGGAUUUACGAGCCCUACGUGAAGAGCGUCUACCCUCCACACGCCAAGUAUGCUGCAUCAAUCCCUCUGUUCUGCUUUCCCGAUGCCGCCCACUUCGACGAGAGAGAACGCGAUGCGUGUCGGACGUAUACGAUGGUGCUCACUGACGAAAGAGGCGACAGGACGUUUGGUUACUGUCGCCGGGUCAUGCCUGAAGGGCAAGACGCCUGCAUUCCCCUUGCAUAUUGCUUGGUCAGCAAGGUGCGAGCCCAUGGUUUCUACGAGAAGGUCCUCACCUUGUUGGAAAGUCAGCAUGGGUCUUCCGAAGCCGAGAUGACCCAGUUUUUGGCAUCCUUGAGGAUCCAACCCAUCCCCCCACCAGGGAAAGCGAUCCAGGUCCCCUCCCUGCCGAACAAUGGGAGUCUAGUCGAUGGAAUACGGAACAUCAAGAGACCCGUCGACAGUCGCCUGGAGAAUCGGGACCUCUGUUCUCUUGUCCAGAAGAUUGACUUCAACACUUUGAUGAAACUCUUGGGGUCUCUCUUGCUUGAGAGAAAGGUUCUCCUCUGCAGUGCUUCUAUGAGAAAUCUGUCCCAGUGCAUCGAAGGCCUCGUGUCUCUCCUGUAUCCAUUUUCUUGGGAGCACGUACUGAUACCGAUUCUACCGUGGGCAUUGUCAGACAUACUGGAAGCCCCUUCCCCGUAUCUCAUCGGACUCCUGUGUCAGGGCAAUAGACUGCCUCCCCAUCUUGAUGUUGAUGAGGUGCUUGUGGUGGAUGUGGACCACAGCAAGAUCCUCCAGUCCUGUGGAGAUGAAGCCUCAAUCCUCCCAAGAAAGCUGCAGAAGUCAUUGCAGUCAGCCAUGAUGCUCAUCUUGGAACUCACAGACAAGAGUGAUGGUGCACAGAACGUACUGAUCAGCGAAUUCUUCAUCCGCAUGUUUGUGGAACUCUGUGGCCAUUACUCACAUCACGUAUACAUGGGACCCGAUGGAAAGAAUCAUUUUCGGGUGGACACUUUCCUGAGAGCAGUGAAGGACUCUCACAUGCGGGUAUUUUUGUCAUGGUUUGUCGAGACAGCUAUGUUCAACGUCUUCAUUGACAACCGCCUUGUCAUGAGCAACAAAGAAAAGGGUUUGUUUGAACAUCGAAUCCUAGAGCAGCAAGGAGACACAGGGAAUUCCCAAAGUAGCAUUUUACGAAAUGCAAGGCAUCUUGGCAAGAUGGUGAGACAUCUUGGUAAGUCA
Messenger RNA from Darwinula stevensoni, 1752 nucleotides. NCBI's taxonomy places the organism in Eukaryota, Metazoa, Arthropoda, Ostracoda, Podocopida, Darwinulidae. The record is from the annotation of a GenBank genome assembly.